AUGGACACGCACACUGACCUCCGACACCUUUGCGGUAUUGCAGGCAAGCUUGUCAAGGACCUCUCCCACAUUGCCGUCACUUUCGGUCGCCCCGAGAAGAACGUCAUCUCGAUUGAGCUGCACCACGGUGUCCGCAAGGGUGUCGCUACCCUCCGUACCGUCCGUACCCUCAUCAACAACUUGAUCAUCGGUGUCACCAAGGGCUUCAAGUACAAGAUGCGCUACGUCUACGCCCAUUUCCCCAUCAAUGUCAACGUUGAGAAGAACGCCGAGACUGGCCAGUGCGAGGUUGAGAUCAGAAACUUCUUGGGUGAGAAGUACGUCCGUCGUGUGACCGCCCAGGCCGGUGUCGACAUCGUCCCCUCCCCCAACGUCAAGGAUGAGCUCCUGCUCUCCGGAAACUCCCUCGAGGGUGUCUCCCAGAGCGCCGCCGACAUCCAGCAGAUCUGCAGAGUCCGCAACAAGGAUAUCCGAAAGGUGAGACUGCGCCCCGAGAUCCAGCAGGACGGAAACGACGGGGUCAUCCGCAAGCAUGUGAAAGGGAGGCCUUCCCCCCACACCCAAAGUAAUCAGCGGUUCUCGUUCCUCCAUCAUUCCCCGCCCAUGACCUCUUGGUCACUCGUGGCCACAAUGGACGACUCUUGGAAGUCUAUUCGCAUCUGCGUUGCAUUUUUUGCCUUUUGCAGGAUGAUGCUGGACGUGGUGCUGUUCUGGAAGGCUAGACUCUUUUCAUGGUUGACGUCAGACCGGAAGAAAAAGCUUCGACAAUCCCUGGCCUCGGCGCAAGUAUACGAAGAAUGGGAGGAGGCUGCCUUGGAGUUAGAUAAGCUCCUCUACUCGGAUGCAUGGCGAGACAACUACGCAAGCCGACACUAUGAUUACCGGCUGAUUAAGGGAAGACUGGAAACACUGAGGACGGCUAAACGGACCAACGACAUCUUGAAUCUCGUCAACCUGCUUCGGUCGGGUCUGGUGCGUAACCUGGGCAAUAUCACGUCGCCCAAGCUCUUCGUUCACGCCUACAUCGGCACAAAGCUCUUGAUCACCGAAUACGUCACUGAGGUCGCGCGCGCCAUCCAGCAUGUGACGGCUUUGGAAACGACUCCGAUUCACGAGAGCGGAUUCACGUCCCAAGCGAAGCUGGAGUUGCUGCACGAUACACGUCAGGCUUUCGGACGAACGACGUUAAUUCUUCAAGGCGGAUCUGUCUUUGGAAUGUGCCACCUCGGCGUGGUAAAAGCACUGCACUUGCAGGGUCUUCUGCCCAGGAUCAUUACCGGAACCGGCACGGGGGCCCUGAUUGCUGCUUUGGUUGGGAUUCACACCGAAGACGAGUUACUGACGUUCCUCAAUGGCGAGGGCAUAGACCUAACCGCCUUUGAUCGUCGACGAGGGAAGGAAGCAUUCGACGUCCACGGUCAGUGGCUGUGGCAACAAACCCAGGACGGCUGGCUAUGGACACUCUUGCGUCGUAUCAAGCGGUUCGUUCAGAAAGGCCAUUUCUUCGAUUCAGGGGUGCUUGAGGAAUGUGUACGAGCGAACCUCGGCGACCUGACCUUUGAAGAGGCGUAUGCCCGCUCCAAACGUAUCCUGAAUAUUACGAUUGCCACGUCCAGUAAGACGGGUGCUCCGAAUUUGUUGAAUUACCUGACAGCGCCGAAUGUUUUGAUAUGGUCUGCUGCCGUGGCGUCUAAUGUAUCUAGUAGUUCAUUAUACCAGCCAGUCACGAUCUACUGCAAGGACGAAACUGGCUCCAUUGUGCCAUGGCCAUAUUCGCAAGACGUCACGUUCCAGCCCUGGCGGCACGUUCAGUAUAGCGAGGGGGAGUCGCCCCUUUCCCGUAUCGCCGAACUAUUCAACGUCAAUCAUUUUAUUAUCUCGCAGGCGCGGCCAUACCUCGUCCCAUUCCUCAGCUCUGAAUCAGAGCUUCUUGACCAGCGACCCGUGGGCCGGUGGAAUUUCACACGUACCCCGAUGCGCCUGGUUGUGGCGGAAUUCCGCCACCGUCUGAAGCAGCUGAGCUUCCUCGGUCUCCUGCCCCAGUCGAUCGGCCGACUCCUAAUCGAGGAGACCAUCCCCGGCCCCAGCCUAACGCUGGUCCCCGAUCUCGCCUGGAGCGACUUCACCAAGCUGUUCGAGAACCCGACCAAGGAGAGCCUGGACCACUGGAUCCUGAAAGGCGAGAAGGGGUUGUGGCCAGCGGUGAGCGCCCUGUGGGUGCGGUGCGUGGUGGAGGUCGAGCUGGAUAAAGGGUACCAGGUCGUGCGGCGCCGACGGCCAUCCGAGACGUACUAUCCGGCUGCAAACGUUUCCAUGCCUGGGCAGCGACGCAUGCCAAAUGAAGGGCUCCCUCGGAGACGCAGGGGGUAUAGUAUUGAUCACGGACGAGACCCUGUCGCUGUGCUUGGAACAAUGGAGUACCAAGAGGAUAAUUCUAAUCCGUUAUAG
Aspergillus affinis is the source of this 2448-nucleotide messenger RNA. RefSeq lists its product as uncharacterized. Gene Ontology annotation, molecular function: triacylglycerol lipase activity; rRNA binding; structural constituent of ribosome. Lineage: Eukaryota; Fungi; Ascomycota; Eurotiomycetes; Eurotiales; Aspergillaceae. The record is from RefSeq and is a predicted model, not a curated record. The transcript is spliced from 6 exons. Gene Ontology annotation, cellular component: ribosome. The coding region runs from base 1 to 2448 and encodes 815 amino acids. Gene Ontology annotation, biological process: lipid metabolic process; translation.